Triplophysa dalaica is the source of this 1540-nucleotide messenger RNA. It is a transcript of the gene rhbdd1, whose product is annotated as rhomboid domain containing 1. The record is from RefSeq and is a predicted model, not a curated record. The coding region runs from base 191 to 1186 and encodes 331 amino acids. NCBI's taxonomy places the organism in Eukaryota, Metazoa, Chordata, Actinopteri, Cypriniformes, Nemacheilidae. Gene Ontology annotation, molecular function: serine-type endopeptidase activity. The transcript is spliced from 8 exons. Gene Ontology annotation, cellular component: membrane.
UGAAACUGAAAGAAAUGAAAGUAAAAUCUGACGUGUCUCACUGCUGUUUGUAUAUAAGACAGAAGUUUGGGAUGCAGAACAGUUAACGGAAUGUAGUAACAUUAGGACCGAUGCAAAAUCUUUAUCAACUUUACACACUGAAAGACGGACGCCGUUGAAACAUCAAGAUCUUUAUAACACGUUAGAUCUGAUGAUGCGCAGACAGCGGGGAUCUAAUCUCGGCCUGCUCUUGCUGGCCACACAGGUUUUCCGGCUGGGUUUAGACAACAUCCCACCUGUUACUCUGGCAACAUUGGGACUCAAUGUCUAUUUAUUUCUAUUUCCACUCAAACCCUUGUUACAGACAUGUUUGAGUGUUCGAGAGGCAUACUGGUACAGAGACUGGUAUCGUUUGCUUCUAUCUCCGUUUCACCACGUCGAUGACAUGCACCUGUACUUCAACAUGGCCUCCCUUCUUUGGAAAGGCAUCAAUUUGGAGAGGAAACUGGGAGGGCCUUGGUUCGCAUACCUGCUGUCUGUCUUCUCUGUGCUCACCGGAUUGGCCUACCUGCUCUUGGAGGUGGGACUGACGCACAUGACAGAAGAUUCCUCGUACAGUUUGCAGUGUGCGGUGGGCUUCUCAGGUGUUCUGUUUGGGCUGAAGGUGGUGAAUAAUCAUUAUCAUCCAGGUAGCACCGCUUACAUCAUGGGUCUGCCUGUUUCCAGUCGCUACGCCUGCUGGGUGGAGUUGAUCCUCAUCCAUAUCAUGAACCCAGGCACCUCAUUUGUCGGACACCUGGCUGGCAUUCUAGUUGGACUGCUCUACACAAAAGGACCUCUGAAAUAUCUCAUGAAUACAUGUGCAAGUUUUGUGACAUCGAAUGGCAAUUACGGAAGCCAGCGGACAUACAGUUCCUCAGGAUACAGUGGUUAUGGGUCACCAUAUCCUCCAAACUCUUAUGGUCAGCAGUCAUUUUAUCCCAGGCAUGAUAACACCCCAUACAGGGACACAUACAACACACACAUGCCCUCUGCACCUCCCCAGCACUCGUAUUCGGCUGGUAUGUCCGAUGAGGAACAGUAUGAGGCAGCUGUCAGGGCCAGUCUGAACGACAGAGGGAGAUCUAUGCCAACAAGAUCACAUGGCCUCUCUGACCCAAUCGCCGAAGAGGUCCGCUGGCGUCGACUUCAAAGAUUUAACAGCUAAGCGUCUACUAUAUAGAAAACACAGGACAAACAUUGAGAAAUUACUGUUAGAUGGUUAACAGUAAAGAAUGUACAAAUGAUGCAAAAAUAAGAUGAAAGGAUUCUAAUGGUUGGUAAAAUAGGCUUUAUGAUGUCACAUGGGAAUUUGCAUUGGAAAAUAUUUUUACUUUAGUGAUGAUGAUUAUAAGUGGCUUUCCAUGCAGUAUAUUGAAUGUGUAAAAUGAUCAUUGUUAAUCUGCCAACACGAAUUGCUAUUCUUACAUUAAAAGGACUUGCAAUGUUUUAAAAACUUUAAAAAUACCAUUUCUCAAGACAAUAUUUUUUUUAAAAAAAACAAUAAAACAUUUUUCAUAUA